AUGGACUCUCGUGACUCUCUCCCCAACUCGCAGACUGCGGCACAGAGUGCUGACAGGCUGAAGCCAAACCUGACUGGUGCACAAGAAACACUCCUGGCCAUCCUUUACUCGCGUGCCCUGGACGCCAAAGCGGCCUCACCGAUCCUGGGCGAUCAAUAUGCUGUGCGACUCGUCGACCAGCUCGACUACAACUUCUCGAAAUUGCGCGUGAUCUGGCUCAAGGCAGCGGUCAUUGUUUUGCGUGCGAGGUUUCUCGACCAAUGGGCUGUCAAAUUCCUCCAACGAGCACAGGAUGAUGGCCAACCUGUCACAGUCCUCCAUCUGGCCGCGGGACUCGACACGCGCGCGCUGAGGCUUCAAGAGCACUGCAACAAGGAUGGACCACACAUUCAUUGGGUCGACGUUGAUUUGCCGGAUGUGGUAGAUGUGAGACGCAGACUACGUCUACCAGAGCCGAAUAGCGAGAGCAUGCACUACGAACUGGUCGGCGCUGACGUGACGGACGAGCUCUGGCUGGCGAAGCUACAGCUCCCACGCGACCGGAAGACGCUCGUCGUAUUCGAGGGCCUGUCGAUGUACCUGCAGCCAGCCCAGGGACGUUUACUUAUCGAGAAGUUGACGGGCUAUUUCGUCAAGUCGGGCAAUCAGCUGGUAUUUGACUGCUUCAACUGGUUUCCACUGAUGGUACAGAGAAUUGAGCCCAUUGUCGCCAGGACAGGAUCGAGGCUGUCCUGGGCCAUUAACGAUCCGAAGGAACUUGAAGAAUGGCAUCAUGGGCUACGCUUGGUGGAUGAGAUCUUACCCGCAGAUAAUCCCGACAACGUCAAAUUGCCACUCCCAGUGAGAAUUUUCUGCUGGAUAGUCUCAUGGGUACCAGCUCUGCGGACCUCGGCCAGGAAUUUGAGAUACGAAUGGUAA
This is a messenger RNA of Diaporthe amygdali, 918 nucleotides long. Its product is annotated as polyketide synthase protein. The record is from RefSeq and is a predicted model, not a curated record. Gene Ontology annotation, biological process: methylation. Gene Ontology annotation, molecular function: methyltransferase activity. The coding region runs from base 1 to 918 and encodes 305 amino acids. The transcript has a single exon. NCBI's taxonomy places the organism in Eukaryota, Fungi, Ascomycota, Sordariomycetes, Diaporthales, Diaporthaceae.